AUGUCAACUCAGUUCUUGAGUUAUGUGCUAUGCUAUUUGUUCAUCUGGUGUGAUGAAUGUCGGUGCUUGGUCCUCAUACCCCACAUCCCUCCUCCCCUCCCCAUCUACAAGUCUUUCCUCUCGUGCUCAUGCUCCCCCUUCAUCCCCAUGCCAUUCCCUUCUCCCCCUCUACCCUCUUUCCCCUCCCUGCCUUUCCCUCCUUCCACUCACGGGCAUAGCGCGAGAGGAGGAGUGGAACGAGACACGGGCAUAGCGAGCGAGGAGGAGUGGAACAUCAGCCUACAGAACGCGCCUCUUAACGAGUCGGGCCUUAACGAGGACGGCAAGCUCGUGGUAUCGGGAGAGCGGGGAGGACGUGGGGGAGAACGGGUUACCGGCGCGGAGAAGAGUGGGCGGAACGCUGUGGGCGCGAGCUGGUGGGAGACGUGGCAGGAGGUGCUGAGGAGGGAUGAAUGGAGUGGCAUCGCUUGCAUCGAGCGCAGUGCACAUAAGCAGCCCAAGUGUGGCAUCGCUCGCAUCGAGCGCAGUGCACAUAAGCAGGCCAAGUCGCGAACUGAUGCCUGGACCGAGAAGUGGUGGGAGAAGUACAACGAGCGUGGGUGGACGGAAAAAGGCGCGUAUAAGUUUGGGCGGCACGAGGGGCAGUCGUGGUGGGAGAAGUGGGGCGAGCAAUACGACGGGCGAGGAGCAGUGCUUAAAUGCAGCAUGAGGGGCAGUCGUGGUGGGAGAGGUGGGGCGAGCAGUACGACGGGCGGGGAGCAGUACUCAAGUGGUGAGAUGCUUGUAUGGACGGACAAGUGGGCGGAGCAGGACGACGACGGCAGCAAGUGGGGCGACAAAUGGGAGGAGCGAUUCACCAAUGGGUGGGCGGAGCAGGACGAUGAUGGCAGCAAGUGGGGCGACAAGUGGGAGGAGCGAUUCACCAAUGGGGUGGGCAGGAGACAAGUGGAAACGUGGCACCUGUUGCCCUCUUCCUCCCGUGAGUUGACUCCUCUCUCUGCGGCUGGCUGGUCGAGAACGUGGGGAGAGGAGCACUACGGUGACGGCAAGGUGCACAAGUAUGGGAGGAGCACGAGCGGGGAGGUGUGGGACGUGGUGGUUGAAGAGCCUACAUAUUACGAGGGCAUGCCUCACUACGGCUGGGCAGAGGCAACUGCCAACUCGCUGCAGCUGCUAGCGAUAGAACCCAUGGAGAGAGGAGGAGAGGCAACGAGAACAAAGGGAAAAACACAUGACCAGACAGUAAACGAACGAAGAGAAUAUAACAAAUACGUUGAGCGAGAACAACGGAGACCGAGAGCGAGAGCGAGAGCGAGAGAGAGAGAGAGAGAGAGAGAGAGAGAGAGAGAGAGAGAGAGAGAGAGAGAGAGAGAGAGAGAGAGAGAGAGAGAGAGAGAGAGAGAGAGAGAGAGAGAGAGAGAGGACGAGAGAGCGAGAACGAGAGAGUGGACGAACGAGAGAGAACGAACGAGAGAUUUGACAAAAGAGAACGAGAGAACGACAGAGACGGAACGAGAGAGAGAGAGAGAGAGAGAGAGAGAGAGAGAGAGAGAGAGAGAGAGAGAGAGAGAGAGAGAGAGAGAGAGAGAGAACGAGAGAGAGAACGAGAGAGAGAACGAGAGAGAGGGAACAAGAGAGAGGGAGAACAAAAGAGAGAGAGAGAGAGAGAGAGAGAGAGAGAGAGAGAGAGAGAGAGAGAGAGAGAGAGAGAGAGAGAGAGAGAGAAAGAAAGAGAGAGAGAGAGAACGAGAGAGAGAGAGAGAGAGAGAGAGAGAGAGAGAGAGAGAGAGAGAGAGAGAGAACGAGAGAGAAAGAAAACGAGAGAGAACGAGAAAGAGAACGAGAGAGAGAACGAGAGAGAGAAAACGGGAGAGAGAGAACGGGAGAGAGAGAACGGGAGAGAGAGAACGGGAGAGAGAGAACGGGAGAGAGAGAACGAGCGAGAGAGAACGGGAGAGAGAAUGGGAGAGAGAGAACGAGCGAGAGAGAACGGGAGAGAGAGAACGGGAGAGAGAGAACGGGAGAGAGAGAACGGGAGAGAGAGAACGAGCGAGAGAGAACGAAAUGGACUGA
Closterium sp. NIES-65 is the source of this 2073-nucleotide messenger RNA. Lineage: Eukaryota; Viridiplantae; Streptophyta; Zygnematophyceae; Desmidiales; Closteriaceae. The record is from the annotation of a GenBank genome assembly.